This is a messenger RNA of Morus notabilis, 1650 nucleotides long. RefSeq names its product omega-hydroxypalmitate O-feruloyl transferase. The record is from RefSeq and is a predicted model, not a curated record. Lineage: Eukaryota; Viridiplantae; Streptophyta; Magnoliopsida; Rosales; Moraceae. Bases 144 to 1445 code for a protein of 433 amino acids. Gene Ontology annotation, molecular function: acyltransferase activity, transferring groups other than amino-acyl groups. The transcript is spliced from 3 exons.
UCUCAAAGUGUGCAAAAAAGAGUGGGAAAAGAAACCAAAUGAUAUAGAAAAAUUUCAAAGCUCUUCUUUCUCUUUAACAUACAUACUAAUCUUUAGGCCUUACUAAGAUCAUCAAGUUUCAAGAUCUAGAAGAUCGAGCUAUAAUGGAGAACUCAAACCGCAGCACAUUUCAUCUUAAAGUUAGACGAAGCAAGCCAACUCUGGUUUCCCCCGCGGAGGAAACAGAGAAGGGUCUCUACUUCCUCUCGAACCGUGACCAAAACAUGGCGGUGAUAAUUCGAACAAUCCAUGGUUUCAAGUCAAGCGAGAGAGGAAAUGACAAGGCAGGAGAAGUGAUCCGGGACGCCUUGGGGAAAGUUCUUGUCCACUACUAUCCUCUUGCAGGGCGACUAAUGAUAAGCUCGGAGGGAAAACUCGUCAUAAACUGCACCGGAGAAGGCGUUGUUUUUGUUGAGGCUGAAGCAGAUUGUGAGAUGAAGGAGAUUGGAGAUGUAACAAAAAAACCUAAUCCGGACACUCUUGGAAAGCUGGUCUAUGAUGUUCCUGGUACAAAGAACAUACUAGAAAUGCCACUUUUGGUGGCUCAGGUGACUAAAUUCAAAUGUGGAGGCUUUGCUCUUGGCUUAUGCGUAAACCAUUGUAUGGUUGAUGGAAUUGCUGGUUUGGAGUUUGUGAACUCGUGGGGUGAAACUGCCAGGGGACUACCCUUAACUGUCCCGCCUUUUCUUGAUAGGACCAUUCUCAAGUCUCGGGACCCUCCUCGAAUUGAAUACCUACACGGCGAAUUCUCUGAGAUUAAAGACAUUUCUUACACCAACAGGCUCUAUGAGGAAAAAGUACUCUACAAAUCCUUCUGUUUCUACCCGGACAUGCUUGACAAGUUAAAGGUGAAAGCCAAGGAAAAUGGAGCUCUAGAAAAGUGCACUACAUUUGAAGCGCUCUCAGCAUUCGUGUGGAGAGCCCGAACCAAGGCGCUUAGUAUGUUGCCAGAGCAAGAGACAAAGCUCCUGUUUGCUGUUGAUGGAAGGCCUAGGUUCAUACCACCACUUCCAAAAGGGUAUUUUGGCAAUGGAAUAGUGAUUACCAAUUCCAUAUGCCAAGCCGGCGAGCUCUUGGAAAAGCCAUUAUCUUUUGCGGUUAGGUUAGUUCAGGACGCGAUUAAGUUGGUAAACGAUAGUUACAUGAGAUCAAGCAUAGAUUAUUUCGAAAUAACAAGAACCCGGCCUUCUUUGGCCUGCACUCUUUUGAUAACUACUUGGUAUAGCGUGGCGUUUCGUACCACGGAUUUCGGAUGGGGAAAGCCUGUUUUAUCAGGUCCAGUGGCACUGCCACAGAAGGAGAUGAUCUUGUUCCUCUACGAUGGGGAAGAGACCAAAAGUGUAAAUGUGCUAUUGUGUCUGCCAGCUCACGCCAUGAAGAUGUUCCAAGAACUAGUGCAUAUCUAGAACACUUUGGUAUAUCUUAUUACAUUGCUUUUCUUUUCUUUCUUUUUUUAAAUUUCCAAAUUACUAUCACUUUCAGAUUGCUCUACUAGGGUAAUCAAAUAAAACUAGUAUUUGAAGCACAGAAUAACAUAUAUAAAAUAAAUAAAAGUUUAUGCUGAGCUCAGUAUGCUUUAUGAAAACAGUCAGAUUGUUUCUUUACAAGGCU